AUGUGCGCAGACAUCAACGUCGACGUUCUCGUUAUUGGCGCUGGCCCAACGGGUCUUGGUGCUGCCAAGCGUCUCAACCAGAUUGACGGCCCAUCAUGGCUGAUCAUUGACUCCAACGAGAAGGCCGGUGGUCUUGCUUCCACAGACGUUACCCCCGAGGGUUUCCUCUACGAUGUUGGUGGCCACGUCAUCUUCUCCCACUACAAGUACUUCGACGACUGCAUCGACGAGGCUCUCCCCAAGGAGGAUGACUGGUACGAGCACCAGCGUAUCUCAUACGUUCGCUACAAGGGCCUCUGGGUCCCCUACCCCUUCCAGAACAACAUCUCCAUGUUGCCCAAGGAGGACCAGGUCACUUGCCUGGAAGGCAUGAUCGACGCUGCUUUGGAGCACCGUGUUGCCAACACCAAGCCCAAGAACUUUGAUGAGUGGAUUAUCCGCCAGAUGGGUGAUGGUAUUGCCAACAUCUUCAUGAGACCCUACAACUACAAGGUUUGGGCUGUUCCGACCACCGACAUGCAAGCUGAGUGGCUCGGUGAGCGUGUCGCCGCCCCCAACCUGAAGCUUGUCACCAAGAACGUCGUCCUGAACAAGGUCGCUGGUAACUGGGGCCCCAACGCCACUUUCCGCUUCCCUGCUCGCGAUGGUACUGGUGGUAUCUGGAUCGCUGUCGCCAACACUCUCCCCAAGGAGAAGACGCGCUUCGGCAAGCACGGAGAGGUCAGCAAGGUCGAUGCUGCCAAGAAGACUGUCAAGCUCGCCGACGGCACUACCAUCAAGUACGAGAAGCUUGUCUCCACCAUGGCUGUGGACCACCUCGUUGAGGCCAUGGACAACAAGGAGCUCGUCAGCCUGAGCAAGGGUCUGUACUACUCGUCGACUCACGUCAUCGGUGUUGGUCUGAGAGGCGAGCGCCCCGAGCGCAUUGGUGACAAGUGCUGGCUGUACUUCCCCGAGGACAACGCUCCUUUCUACCGUGCCACCAUCUUCUCCAACUACUCCCCCUACAACCAGCCUCAGGCUGAUGUCAAGCUUCCCACCAUCCAGCUGGGUGACGGUAGCAAGCCCAAGAGCUCCGAUGCCAAGGAGGGUCCUUACUGGUCCAUCAUGCUCGAGGUCUCCCAGUCCACCAAGAAGCCUGUCGACGAGGCCAACCUCCUCCGGGAUUGUAUCCAGGGUCUUAUCAACACUGAGAUGAUCAAGCCCGAGGAUGAGAUCGUCUCUACCUACCACCGCAAGUUCGACCACGGUUACCCUACCCCUGCUCUCGAGCGUGAGGGUGUCCUCAAGGAGCUUCUGCCCAAGCUUCAGGACAUGGACAUCUGGUCCCGUGGCCGAUUCGGCAGCUGGAGAUACGAGGUCGGUAACCAGGACCACUCGUUCAUGCUCGGUGUCGAGGCCGCCGACAACAUUGUCAACGGCGCUGUCGAGCUGACCCUGAACUACCCCGACUUUGUGAACGGCCGCAAGAACGAGGAGCGUCGUCUGGUCCAGGGCACUCUGGCCACCAAGAAGUCCAGCAGCAACGGUGCUCUGCCGACGCGCAAGGCUUAA
Messenger RNA from Pestalotiopsis fici W106-1, 1554 nucleotides. RefSeq lists its product as uncharacterized. The coding region runs from base 1 to 1554 and encodes 517 amino acids. Lineage: Eukaryota; Fungi; Ascomycota; Sordariomycetes; Amphisphaeriales; Sporocadaceae. Gene Ontology annotation, molecular function: oxidoreductase activity. The transcript has 5 exons. The record is from RefSeq and is a predicted model, not a curated record.